GGAAGUAAAACAAGAGAAGCAAGGAAGCAUUUUUCUGUGUUAUGUGUAGCGAUCCUCAAACCUUCUCUCUUCUUUCAUAACAUUCAAAUGGACAUUGAUUUCAAAGACUACCAAUUGCGCUGCGAGCUUCGGGGCCACGAAGACGAUGUUCGCGGAAUAUGCGUUUGCGGCAGCGAGGCCAUUGCGACCUCGUCGAGGGACCGGUCGGUUAGGUUGUGGUCUCUGGACAGCAACCGCAAGUUCGUAAGUUCCAAGAUUCUUUUGGGGCACACGAGCUUUGUGGGACCCUUGGCAUGGAUUCCCCCGAAUUCGGAGUUUCCGCUUGGUGGGAUUGUGUCUGGCGGCAUGGACACUCUGGUCUUUGUCUGGGACUUGAACACUGGUGAGAAGGUUCAUACUCUCAAAGGCCAUCAGUUGCAGGUCACUGGCAUUGUGUUUGAUGAAGGGGAUGUUGUGUCCUCUUCUGUUGACUGUACCUUAAGGCGGUGGAGAAAUGGGCAAACUGUAGAGACGUGGGAAGCUCACAAGGCACCAGUCCAAGCAGUUAUAAAGUUGCCAUCAGGAGAGUUUGUUACUGGUUCAAGUGACAGUACUUUAAAGCUUUGGAGAGGAAAAACUUGCGUACAUACCUUUGAAGGACAUUCAGAUACAGUUCGUGGCUUGUCUGUGAUGUCUGGUCUUGGAAUCCUAUCUGCAUCCCAUGACGGUUCUCUUAGAUUAUGGGCAGUAAGUGGUGAAGUGUUAAUGGAGAUGGUUGGUCAUACUGCUAUUGUUUAUUCAGUUGAUUCACAUGCAUCGGGACUUAUUGUCAGUGGUAGCGAAGAUCGUUUUGCCAAAGUUUGGAAAGAUGGAGUUUGUGUUCAGAGCAUAGAACAUCCUGGUUGUGUUUGGGAUGCAAAGUUUAUGGAAAAUGGGGAUAUUGUGACAGCAUGUUCAGAUGGAGUCGUACGCAUUUGGACUGUAGAUCAGAAUAAUGUUGCUGAACAGCAUGAGCUUGAUUUAUACACUUCACAACUUUCUCUAUACAAAUCUAGUAGGAAGAGGGUUGGAGGAUUGAAAUUAGAAGAGUUACCAGGCUUGGAGGCACUAAAGAUCCCGGGAUCAACUGAUUGCCAGACAAAAAUAGUGAGAGAGGGGGAUAAUGGGGUGGCAUAUGGAUGGAACAAGAGAGAACAGAAGUGGGAUAAAAUCGGUGAAGUUGUUGAUGGACCUGAGGAAUCAAAUCGCCAACUGUUUGAUGGUAUUCAGUAUGAUUAUGGUCAGUUUUCUUUGCUUCCCUGAACACUUAAUUAG
Molecule: messenger RNA, 1293 nt
Organism: Vigna umbellata (rice bean)
Lineage: Eukaryota; Viridiplantae; Streptophyta; Magnoliopsida; Fabales; Fabaceae
Source: RefSeq, a predicted model, not a curated record